AUGGCAGGAGUGAAUGAAUCAAAUUUACACAGUGAGGUGAAAAGUCGGAAGGGAGAGAGAGGAUCUAGGACUGAGACAAUGUGGGUAGACCUGAAUGGCAAGGAAGACAUCACUGUUGUCAACAGUUCUUUUCCUGAUCGCAUUGAAGAUUGGCUGGUGACUCAAAAUGUUCGCAAAAACACACUGGCUUCUGUCUGCCUGGAGAAACACCUUCUUAAAUCAAGAAGCAAAUUGGAUUUUCAUAUUGCAAACCAUCUCUUUGUGGAGCAUAAACAUAAACUAAUCUACUGUGAGGUUCCCAAGGUAGGCUGCUCCAACUGGAAGAGAACUAUUUUUCUUCUCCAAGGAGACUUGAACGUGAAAGCUGCUGAAAUUGAGCACGACCACAUUCACAGAACCUCGCUGAUCAAAAAACUGACGUCUUACCCUCCUGCCGAACAAAAUGAAUUUCUAAACAACUACACGAAAGUGAUGUUCACCAGACAUCCCUUGGAACGGCUGGUUUCAGCUUACAGAGACAAGCUUCUGCACUCUGAGCCAUUCUAUAGUAUCACUGUUGCAAAUGAGAUUAGGGCCAUGUUCAGAAAGAAUCAAAAUUCUUCUGAAAAAGUGAGUUUCCAAGAGUUUGUCAACUUUAUUAUAAAAAAAAACCCAGACACUCUAGAUAUCCACUGGAAGCCAAUGUUUCUGCUCUGUGAUCCUUGCAACAUUCACUACGAUGUCCUGGGCAAGUAUGAAACUCUAGGGUUAGAUUCUGAGCAUGUUCUGAAGAUCGUUGGAGCACCAGAGAGCCUGCACUACCCCAGCUUGAAGAGGUAUAGCUCAGAGAAACGAACUACUGAUGAUAUCACCUUGGAGUAUCUCAGACAAUUGAGCUCAGAGCAAAUUGAGAAGAUCAAAAAAUUGUAUCAAAUGGAUUUUUUAUUGUUCAAUUAUACUAUGAAAUAUGAAGAUUAUUUUUCCCUGGAAAGCUAA
Struthio camelus australis is the source of this 975-nucleotide messenger RNA. The record is from RefSeq and is a predicted model, not a curated record. Lineage: Eukaryota; Metazoa; Chordata; Aves; Struthioniformes; Struthionidae.